CGCUCCUCUUUGUCACCCAAACAUGUGUUAUCUUCUCCUCAACCCUACUCCAACUCUCCGGAGUUUAUCUUCAUAGAGAUCACAGCUUGUGAAGACAAAAUUCUUGUAGGGAUUGUAUACCGGCCACCCAAAGCAGGUCGACUGUCACUCCUUGAGCACUCUCUGUUGCAGAUAAUGCAUAGCUAUCAACAUAUUGUCUUACUUGGUGAUUUCAACUCUAAUCUAUUGAGAGAUAGCUUCGAAAGGAGGCAACUCGUGACACUCUUUGAUUCUAUCAACUUCCACAUUGUAAAUAAUGUUGACCCGACUUACCACUUACCCAAUUCACAUACUUUACUAGAUCUAGCGGUGGUGAGUGAUAAAGAUUAUGUUUCUUCUUUUGAACAUUUCAAUGAUGAUAGAUGUCUUGAGGAUGCUAUCAACAUGCCAUGGCACACUAUAGGUUUCAUUGAUGACAUCAAUGAUAAGGUUGCAGUAUUCAAUAAUAUGAUUCACAGCAUUUUUGAUAGGCAUGCCCCUGUGCGUACUGCGCAUCCUAAGCGGAAACCAGUGCCCUGGAUGAAUGAAGAGAUACUGAUUGCCAGACGUGAGCGUGAUAAAGCCAGAAGAGUAUUUAAAAGGACCAGCAGCCAGAUAGACUUUGAGGUCUUUAAAACUUGGAGAAAUCGUGUGAAAUCUAUGAGUCGCAAUGCAAAACUUCGCUUCUAUCACAGGCAGUUUAAUCAAAAUAAUUCAACAUCUACUCUGUGGGAUAAUGUCAGAAGACUAGGAGCGCAUAAAGCCAGAUCUAAUACUAGGAUCAAUAUACCUCUUAAUGAACUGAACGAUUUCUUCUCUCUCAGUUCAAAUCAGCCAGAUGCAUCCAACGCACCACUGGCUUCAGACCAUCUUAUCAUGCAGUUCAAUCAUAACUUGCCGGCAGAGAAAUUCUAUUUCUCACAUUGGACUGAUGCCCAUCAGCUGAUCCUCAAUGCACAAAAGACGAAAAGCAUCAUUCUUGGCUUCCCAACUCUUCUGAGCAGAUUUGAUCAGGAAAGACUCCCGGCUAUCACUGUUGCAGGAAAUGUUGUUCCCUACCUGAAGAGUGUGCGAACUCUUGGACUGUAUCUAGACCAGAGUCUUAGCUGGAAGGAGCAGACCACUCAUGUAUGUAACAGAGUGUUUGCAGGCAUGCACCAGCUCAAACGUCUGAAACAUUUCCUGCCUCAAAGCACACGUAUCAUAUUGGUUGAAGAGCACUAA
Nilaparvata lugens (brown planthopper) is the source of this 1242-nucleotide messenger RNA. RefSeq lists its product as uncharacterized. NCBI's taxonomy places the organism in Eukaryota, Metazoa, Arthropoda, Insecta, Hemiptera, Delphacidae. The record is from RefSeq and is a predicted model, not a curated record. The coding region runs from base 175 to 1242 and encodes 355 amino acids. The transcript has 4 exons.